UCUGCCAGCCCGGAGCGCGUCUCCCCUUUAAGCGAAGCAGCAAAAAAAAAAAAAAAAAAAGCCCGCAAGGUUGCGCGGAAUCCGAUCCGGAGCAUGGGGACUGGGGACUUUGCGCGGCUUUGCUUGUGUUUGGCUCUGGCGAUCCUCCACCUUGACAGGUUUGCCGGCGGCAACGGGGUGCCAGAUGCUGAUGAAUGUACAGAAGGGACAGAUGACUGCCACAUUGAUGCAAUUUGUCAGAACACACCUAAAUCAUUCAAAUGCAUUUGCAAGCCAGGUUAUAAGGGAGAAGGAAAACAGUGUGAAGACAUUGAUGAAUGUGAAAAUGACUUCUACAAUGGAGGCUGUGUACAUGAAUGCAUCAAUAUUCCUGGGAAUUACAGGUGUAUGUGUUAUGAUGGCUUCAUGUUGGCUGAAGAUGGACACAAUUGUCUUGAUGUUGAUGAGUGUUUGGAUAACAAUGGUGGCUGCCAACAGAUUUGUGUCAAUACUAUGGGAAGCUAUGAAUGCCAAUGCAAAGAAGGGUUUUUCCUAAGCGACAACCAACACACCUGUAUUCAUCGCUCUAAUGAGGGUAUGAACUGCAUGAACAAAGAUCAUGGAUGUGAACAUAUCUGCCGGGAGACACCCAAAGGUGGAGUUGCCUGUGAAUGUAGGCCUGGCUUUGAACUUGCCAAAAACCAGAAGGAUUGCAAAUUAACCUGUAACUAUGGAAAUGGAGGCUGCCAACACACGUGUGAUGACACAGAUAGUGGCCCUGUAUGCGGUUGUCAUCAGAAAUAUGCAUUGCAUUCAGACGGCCGAACAUGCAUUGAGAAGGAUGAGGCUGCAAUUGAGAGCUCUGAGUUCAAUGCCACGUCAGUAGCUGAUGUGGACAAGCGGGUGAAACGGCGGCUACUUAUGGAAACAUGUGCUGUUAAUAAUGGAGGCUGUGACCGGACUUGCAAGGAUACAGCCACAGGCGUUCGCUGCAGUUGCCCGGUUGGAUUUACUUUGCAACCCGAUGGGAAAACAUGCAAAGAUAUAGAUGAAUGUCUGGUGAACAAUGGCGGCUGUGAUCACUUCUGCAGAAACACAGUGGGAAGCUUUGAAUGCAGUUGCCAAAAGGGCUACAAAUUGCUAACAGAUGAACGAACCUGCCAAGAUAUAGACGAAUGUUCAUUUGAAAGGACCUGUGACCAUACCUGCAUCAACUAUCCUGGAAGUUUUGAAUGCUUAUGUCACAACGGUUAUACGUUAUAUGGAAUGACACAUUGUGGAGAUGUAGAUGAAUGUAGCAUCAACAAUGGAAGCUGUGAUUAUGGAUGUCUUAAUACUGUGGGAACUUAUGAAUGUUUAUGUCCAUCUGGAAAAAAAUUACACUGGAAUAAAAAAGAUUGUGUUGAGAUGGUGAAAUGUUUGCCCGGUGCCAAUCCAGUUCCCAAAGCUCAGUUGCUCUGUAGCAAAUCAGGAGGAAUUGAGAACUGUUUCUUAUUCUGUCCAUCCAACACCCUUUUCGUUCCAGACUCAGAAAAUAGCUAUUCAGUAAGCUGUGGCAUGCCAGUACAACAGGGCAAGUCACAACAAAAACGCAACAGUACACUUCCAGGUUGUAUGGACAUCUUAAUGCCACCCAUCAAGCAGAAGGCUCGCUUUAAAAUUAAGGAUGCCAAGUGUCACUUCAGGCCUCGGAACAAGGAGAAGAUUAAGGAAGUUGGAAAGCAGCAAACUCUUCUAGGUCAGUUCCCCUGUGCAGACAAUUGCCACAUAACUUUUGUAAAUCUCAAAUGUGAUUCCUCUAAGAAAAAACGCCGUGGGCGAAAAUCUCCAUCAAAAGAAGUAUCCCAUAUCACGGCUGAAUUUGAAAUGGAGAUGAAGUCUGAAGAAGUUUCAGUUACCUGCAGCGUUGGCACCUAUUAUAGUGGAGAACAUAAUCAAUGCAUCCCUUGCUCACCAGGAACGUAUCAAGACACAGAAGGUCAGCUCUCCUGUGAACCUUGUCCAGGGAAUGAUGGGCAAGGCAUUGAAGGUGCACGAAGUGUGUUAGAAUGUGGAGGACAGUGUUCUCCUGGGCAGUUUUCUUCUGAUGGUUUUAAACCUUGCAGACUGUGUCCACUUGGCACUUACCAGUCUGAACCAGGAAGGACCCUCUGUUUCCCCUGCGGUGGAGGGCUGGGGACAAAAUAUGAUGGCGCAGUUUCAUUUCAAGACUGCGAAACUAAAGUUCAUUGUUCUCCUGGCCAUUACUACAACUCUACAACCCACAGAUGUAUUAGGUGUUCUGUAGGAACCUACCAACCUGAAUUUGGCCAGAAUUAUUGCAUCACUUGCCCUGGAAAUACAAGUACAGAUUUUGAUGGUUCCACUAACGUUACACACUGUAAAAAUCAACAAUGUGGUGGAGAACUUGGAGACUAUACAGGAUACAUCGAAUCCCCCAACUAUCCAGGAGAUUACCCAGCCAAUGUUGAAUGCACUUGGAAUAUAAGCCCACCUCCAAAGAGACGGAUCCUCAUUGUAGUCCCCGAGAUCUUUCUCCCAAUUGAAGACGAGUGUGGUGAUGUUUUAGUAAUGAGAAAAAGUGCUUCACCUACAUCAAUUACUACCUAUGAAACCUGCCAAACCUAUGAGAGACCCAUAGCCUUCACCUCCCGGUCACGGAAAUUGUGGAUUCAGUUCAAAUCAAAUGAAGGAAACAGUGGCAAAGGAUUUCAAGUGCCCUAUGUGACGUAUGAUGAGGACUAUCAGCAGUUAAUAGAGGACAUUGUUCGUGAUGGACGUUUAUAUGCUUCAGAAAAUCACCAAGAAAUUUUAAAAGACAAGAAAUUGAUUAAAGCCCUUUUUGAUGUACUGGCACAUCCUCAAAACUAUUUCAAGUACACAGCACAAGAAUCAAAGGAGAUGUUUCCAAGAUCGUUUAUAAAGCUAUUGCGAUCAAAAGUUUCCAGGUUUCUACGACCAUACAAAUAGCUUCUAGUGCUUUUUCAGGAGUUUUUUUUUUAUUUUUGGUUCUUUUGCAUUCCUGUCAAAUAUUAUAUUGGGUUUGACUGUAGAAACAUUUUUGCUGAUUUUAAGAUUUCCUGCCCAUCUUUAUCUUAAAUUGUAUAUUGAAGAAUAACUAUAAUGUUUUAUAACCUCCAAUAUUUGAUGGGAUUUUUUUUUUCACCUCAAAGAAAAGUAACUUGGAAUUUCAGAGACCAUCCAAUUGAUGAUCCAUAUUUUGGCUGCACAACUUUAUUUUCCGUGUAUCAUAGAGAAGUGUUCGUUUUAGAGAAGGAACCUUGUUUAUCUUCCACAUGAAGAAGAAACCUGUUCAUCUUUUUUGAAGAAACUACCUGCAAAGAAGAAUUAUUGAUAGAAAAAGUAUGUAGUAUAAAUGAUACUUGGAUUUUGAAUUGCACUUGAACUUUAUAUGUGAAAUUUUGGGAAGGGGAAUCUCAACUUCAUUGUUUUCCUAUUGGUGGUUUUAUGGAGACUUGUGUUUUUUUUAUAAACCAAAAAGAAGGUGGGGAUAAAAUAUAGUUACCUUAACUUUUGUUUAAUGGGUUAGGCAAGAAUAAUCCUACAAUCCAUAGAUUUCUUGCUCCUGAUAAUAACAUUUUUAAAAGUCUGUUUUGAAAAUGGAAUGCAAUGGUUGAAUUAGACACAGAAUUGGUUUCUCUGCUAAAUUCAGGGGUGGGC
This is a messenger RNA of Notechis scutatus (mainland tiger snake), 3660 nucleotides long. The record is from RefSeq and is a predicted model, not a curated record. NCBI's taxonomy places the organism in Eukaryota, Metazoa, Chordata, Lepidosauria, Squamata, Elapidae.